This is a messenger RNA of Trichoderma reesei QM6a, 606 nucleotides long. RefSeq lists its product as uncharacterized. The record is from RefSeq and is a predicted model, not a curated record. Gene Ontology annotation, molecular function: acyltransferase activity, transferring groups other than amino-acyl groups. Bases 1 to 606 code for a protein of 201 amino acids. The transcript has a single exon. Lineage: Eukaryota; Fungi; Ascomycota; Sordariomycetes; Hypocreales; Hypocreaceae.
AUGCCGCUCAAACUGGUCCCCAGCAAGCCCGAGGACGUGCCACUGAUGGUGGAAACAUACUUUGAGGCCUUCUCGCAAGAUCCGAUCCAUCAGCGUUUUGCUCCCAAAGGGACGCAGUCGGCCCACGACUUUUGGACACAAGCUCUGACAGCUGAGAUCCGCGACAAGAACAACUUCUUCCUCUCCGUCUGGGACGACACAGCUAUCCCUGAAGCAUUUGUUGGUUUCGCGAAAUGGAUCGCUCCGGGGGCUUCUCCAGAGCCAGUCCCCGCGGUUGACCAAUGGCCCAGCGAGGGCGACCAGGAAUUUUCAGCCUUCUUCUUCGGCAGGCUCGGCGACAUGCAUCACGAGGCUAUGGGCGAGAGGCCGCACUGGUAUCUCGAGCUGCUGGCCGUCAAGCCGCAGUAUCAGGGGAAAGGGGCGGCGAGCUUGAUGCUCAGGUACGGGGUGGACAAGGCUGACGAGGACAAGGUGGAGUGUUUCCUGGAUGCGUCUCCCAAGGGACAGCCGAUCUACGAGAGAUAUGGGUUCAGAGUUGUGCAGAGCGACACAUUCUUGGACGGGACAUAUGUUCAGUGCGCGAUGGUGAGAGAUGCUCGGGCAUAG